This is a messenger RNA of Loa loa (African eye worm), 1005 nucleotides long. RefSeq names its product haloacid dehalogenase-like hydrolase. The record is from RefSeq and is a predicted model, not a curated record. Gene Ontology annotation, molecular function: phosphatase activity. Bases 14 to 718 code for a protein of 234 amino acids. NCBI's taxonomy places the organism in Eukaryota, Metazoa, Nematoda, Chromadorea, Rhabditida, Onchocercidae. The transcript has 3 exons.
AUUUUCAGGAAGGAUGAAUGUCUUGGGUCCACAAAUUACACAUAUAAUAUUUGACUUGGAUGGACUGCUACUUGAUUCAGAGACAAUUUAUACCCAAGUUAAUACAGAAUUGAUGAAAAGCUAUGGUAGAGAGUUCACGAUGGAAUUAAAAAAGAAGACAGCUGGUAUGAAAAUGAAUGAUGCAAUUAAAAUGAUGCUUAAACAUGAACACUUGAUUGGUACAGUAAAUUUGGAGGAGUACAGUGCGAAAUAUUUAGACUUGCUGGGUAAAUAUCUUCCUGAAAGUCAAUUAUUGCCUGGCGCUAUGCAGCUAGUGAAGCAUUUCGCUAAACAUAAAAUUCCAACAGCAAUAUGUACUGGAUCCAAUACAUUUGAAUUCAAUGCAAAAAUGAAAAAUCAAAAGGAAUUGUGCGAUCUCAUUCCACUUUAUGUUCUGGCUGGUGAUGAUCCUCAUAUUAAAAAGGGAAAGCCGGAACCAGAUGGGUUUUUGGAGACAAUGCGGCGAUUUUCAGUAAAACCGGAAAGUGCCGCGCAUGUUUUGGUGUUUGAAGAUUCGGUAAAUGGUGUUUAUGCUGCGUUAGCGGCUGGGAUGCAUGUUGUGAUGGUACCAGAUUUGCGUUAUUCAAGUCCUGAGAAAUGUAAGGAUAAAGUAACACUGAUAUUGAAUAGUUUGGAGGAAUUUAAACCAGAAAUAUUUGGCUUACCUCCAUAUGAUUGAAUUGAGCAUUUGUAGUUCUUUUGUGAUGCGUCAGCCGUACUGACAAAGGAUAUCAUAAUUGGAGGUGUUGUUACCCAUAUCUUAGUGCGCUGUAGACUUUAGGAAAGUCCUUUUCUUGCUCGUAACGAUGGGUGCUGAACAUCACUAAGGAAAUGGAUUUCGCGUAAGUCACGUUGCUUAAUCAUUCUUUAUUUACUUCAAAAAUUGAAGAUUUUCCAUAUUAUACUUGCGCAUAUUUGUUAAAUAUUUAAAUUAGUCAAAGCCAUUAGAAUUCGUCAAAUUGUUCA